Molecule: messenger RNA, 2206 nt
Organism: Coregonus clupeaformis (lake whitefish)
Lineage: Eukaryota; Metazoa; Chordata; Actinopteri; Salmoniformes; Salmonidae
Product: cyclin-dependent kinase-like 1
Exons: 10
Coding region: 816-1871 (351 amino acids)
Biological process (GO): protein phosphorylation
Cellular component (GO): nucleus
Molecular function (GO): ATP binding; cyclin-dependent protein serine/threonine kinase activity
Source: RefSeq, a predicted model, not a curated record
GAAACAUGGGACCAACACUUUACAUGUUGCAUUUAUAUUUUUGUUCAGUUUGAUUGUAGUUGUUCCCAGUUCAUUAUGUAUUUUAUAUGCUAUAGCAGGGAAUGGAACUUGCAUGGUGUAGUGAUGAUGGAGGCUAGGCCUAUUGUAGAUGUUGCAAUAUAUAGCUUAUAAUUAAUUCAUUUAAAAUUAUGUAUUAUUUCACAUCAAUAUUGGACAUUACGCCAUUUACGCAAAGCAACCAAGCACAAAAGCUAUGUUAUAGGCACCAUGUGUAACUCAUUCACAGGUUACAUAGAUAUCUUACUGUGUCUUGAAUUAACCAGGGGAUCACCUCUCAGACGCGUUUCCAUGGAUAUACGGGAAGCGAGCAGGACCAAUAAGUGUAGGCUAUUUUUGCGCAUAUAAAUAGAACAACAAGAACAUAAUAUGAUUACAGAACGGAGGCUACAGACCAAGAGCAGGAUAUUAUAGACCGUUUAGCUAAACGGGAAUGACAAGUUACCGGGUAACCAAGGAACCGUUGUUGGCAACCGCCCAGCGUUAGUCCCAACGAGGAGGAAACGAGAACCGCUUUGUGGAAUAAAUCGGUCUACCGGAGUGACCCGCGCAUGAACAACGUCAAUCGAAGUUAGCCUAUCAUUUAAAUGAAGUUGAAAGCAGUGACGCGGAAAUACUUACCUGCGCCUAAAGACUUCAUGGGUGCGAUCAUAUGCCCGGGGAUGGACAUAUAAUUGGUCUGAAGACCCUUUGGCACAUCCCCUUAAUGACAGCGCUCUGAAUCAACACAGACAGCAGUCACGUUCGUCACCUGUCUGAUGGAAAAAUAUGAAAAGCUGGCCAAGAUUGGAGAGGGUUCAUACGGUGUGGUGUUUAAAUGCAGACACAGAGAGUCCGGACAGGUAGUCGCCAUCAAGAAGUUUGUUGAAUCAGAGGAUGACCCAGUCAUCAAGAAGAUAGCACUGAGGGAGAUUCGCAUGCUGAAACAGCUAAAGCAUGUGAACCUGGUGAACCUCCUGGAGGUCUUCAGGAGGAAGAGACGUCUCCACCUGGUCUUUGAGUUCUGUGAGCAGACCGUCCUGAACGAGCUGGACCGACACCCCCGUGGGGUCCCUGAGGCUCAGCUGAAGAGUAUGGUGUGGCAGACUCUACAGGCCGUCAACUUCUGCCACAAACACAACUGUAUCCAUCGGGAUGUGAAGCCAGAGAACAUCCUCCUCACCAAGACAGGAAUCAUCAAACUCUGUGACUUUGGAUUCGCCAGGAUCCUCACUGGGCCAGGCGAUGACUAUACAGACUACGUGGCUACCCGGUGGUAUCGGGCUCCAGAGCUCCUGGUGGGUGAUACUCAGUAUGGAGCCCCGGUGGACCUCUGGGCGCUGGGCUGUGUAUUCGCUGAGCUACUCCAUGGAAACCCUCUCUGGCCUGGACGCUCCGACGUCGACCAGCUCUACCUCAUCAGACGCACUCUAGGUGACCUGAUCCCUCGUCACCAGCAGGUGUUCCGAUCCAACGUGUUCUUCAGCGGAGUCAGCAUCCCCGAGCCAGAAACUAUGGAGCCCCUGGAAAAACGCUUCCAUGGUGUGUCACCUCACGCUCUCACUGUCAUGAAGUGUUGCCUGGUGAUGGACCCGUCGUUGCGUCUGUCCUGUGAGGAGCUUUUGGAGCUGCCGUACUUUCUGGAAGAGGGUGGAGCCUGCUGGGGCCGCGAGGGGGAUCGUCCCGGGAGACGCCAUGACAACAAAAACUCCAGACGACGACAGGUCGGGCCCCAGUACCUUCCUCAGCUCCCCAGCAACAACAUCUCUCCUGCUCCAGAGACCAAGAAACAGAACAAACACAAAUACACAGACCAUCACCUGCCCAACAUCUAGAGAGGAGAAUCACCUGCCCAACAUCUGAGAGCUAGAGAGUGAGAGAGAAAGAGAGAGGGAAGGAGAGAGAGAUGGACCAUGAAGACUAUGAGAGGCACUGUUGAAUAUGUUUGUGUGUGUGUUUGCGCGACUACACAUGUUGUAAAUGCAAUAGCUGUAAGAGUGUAUUUAUUGUACGCCCAUUCAGAAACACCACCAGCCACCAGGCAACAACAUUUAAUAUAAAACACAUAUAAGGCGUGUUCACACUGCACCUUAGCCCAGGGAUAGCACCAACCUUAUCCCAGGGCUAGCACCAACCUUAGCCCAGGGCUAGCACCAACCUUAUCCCAGGG